Osmerus eperlanus (European smelt) is the source of this 2115-nucleotide messenger RNA. RefSeq names its product ras-related protein Rab-18-B. Gene Ontology annotation, biological process: vesicle-mediated transport. The transcript has 7 exons. Bases 141 to 758 code for a protein of 205 amino acids. The record is from RefSeq and is a predicted model, not a curated record. Gene Ontology annotation, molecular function: GTPase activity; GTP binding. NCBI's taxonomy places the organism in Eukaryota, Metazoa, Chordata, Actinopteri, Osmeriformes, Osmeridae.
ACUUGUCGCUGCCGUUACAGCAAGUCAGAUAACCACAGCGCCGUCAACUUAGUCAGCUCUUCGUAAGAGACAGGUUAAACCCAAAGCGAGCAAGUACCCACAAAUAGCUGUAAUUAGCUAAAUCCACCCACCCGAAGAAUAUGGAUGACGACGUAUUGACUACAUUGAAACUAUUGAUUAUCGGCGAGAGUGGAGUUGGGAAGUCGAGUCUGCUAUUGAGAUUCACAGAAGACACAUUUGAUCCUGACCAGGCAGCCACUAUAGGUGUGGAUUUCAAAGUCAAGACCAUCGCAGUGGAUGGGAACAGAGCUAAGCUGGCUAUCUGGGACACGGCCGGACAGGAGAGAUUCAGGACCCUCACACCCAGCUACUACAGGGGGGCGCAGGGCGUCAUACUGGUGUAUGACGUGACUAAGCGGGACACCUUCACCAGGCUGGAGAACUGGCUGAAUGAGCUGGAGACCUACUGCACACGCAACGAUCUGGUCAAGAUGCUGGUGGGCAACAAGAUCGACAUGGACAACCGCGAGGUGGACAGGAAUGAAGGCCUGAAGUUUGCCAGGAAACACUCCAUGUUGUUCAUAGAGGCCAGUGCUAAGACCAAGGACGGCGUGCAGUGUGCCUUCGAGGAGCUGGUGGAGAAGAUCCUCCAGACUCCAGGGCUGUGGCAGAGCGACACCCAGGGACAGGGCGUCCGGCUGGGGGACACACAGCAGCAUCCGGGGGGGGGGUGUGGAGGGUACUGCUCCAUACCCUAACUGGAGGGAAGGAACACUCGGAACUGGACUGGGCUGGGAACCGCAAAUGAGGAUGGAGGAGAGGAGGGAGGGAGGGAGGAGGAUAGACUGGUGAUGGGGCCUGAUGUCCUUAGGGGCGUGGCACUGAGGGACUCACUUCCUAUCAGCUGACGUGACGUGUCACAUGACAGCAUCACAUUUGACCCCCACCUCCUGUCUAUGGAACUUGAUUGUUUUAAAAUGACACUUUUCUUUUGGUUUUCCAUGCCACGUCAUACACAAUCUUUGUGUGUACGGUAAUGGUAUCAUGUUAGAAAUUCUGCCGCUCACAUGUCUAGUAGCUUCCUCAUGUCCUCUUAACUACCAACCAAGCCCUGGUCUGGGGAACAGCGCCACCUGGUGACUGCUGGGCCCCUCACCACGUUGGCCUGACAGACUCUGGAGGUACGUAGAUAUAAAAACACUAAAACUCGUAUCCGCUCAUGUCCGUUUGAGCGGCGCCCCCAUAAAGAACGUAUGGGGAACAGCUGACCCAGGCAGGCGCAACAUGGGGUUUGGGGGAGGGAGGGGGGAUAGUUCUGCCUUAAUUACGACUGUAGCGAUGGUUACCGUGGCGCCUGACAGGUGAGGGGAUUGAAAAUUGAUAAUAGCAGGUCAGUGGUCACCGGACACUUUUAUCAGUCUUGAAGAGACAGGCGAGAUGGACGUGGGCUCGAGCAUUGUGAAGGCACUCAGAGAAGCCAUGUCAUGUCCUGUCAGGACAUGUGAUGUCAUGUCAGGACAUGUGAUGUCAUGUCCUGUAAAGCACCCAGAGAAGCCAUGUCAUGUUCUGUCAUGUGAUGUUGUAUAUGUCUGCCUGCAGGAACUUGUGCCUAUCAACCGACGUCACCACGGCAACCUGGCUUGUCAAUAACCACAUCUUUUUAAUAUCGUUUUUCUUCUUAGUUUAUUUGCUUAUGUCGUUUCCUCUGCUCAAGAGCAGCGUGUCUGUUUAUACCACUGUUCUCUGUAGGCCUGUUAGCCACACGCUUACUGUACGCCACCCUGCGUCACACACACGCACACACACACGUACACACGUGCAGUCCCCUGUCCAGACCCUUGAGCCCGCUACAUUCUAGUUCCAGAGACGUGUCUGCUGCAUGUUUUCUGUCUGUGUUACAUGAGUUAUGUCAAGAUGACCCAGAGCUCCUAAUGAGUGUUUUUGUUGCAGGAAAUUUUAAAGUACAUCUUUGUCUUCCUGGAGUCCAUUUCUGAAUUGUAAUUUUGCCUUAAUGUCGACCAUGUUUGUAUUGUUGCGUUUAUUGAACACGGGCGUUCAUAUUAAAUGAAUUAAGUGAAAAUAAAUGACAAUCUGAAGACCAGGAAAUUUCAAAAA